Messenger RNA from Menidia menidia (Atlantic silverside), 1185 nucleotides. The record is from the annotation of a GenBank genome assembly. Lineage: Eukaryota; Metazoa; Chordata; Actinopteri; Atheriniformes; Atherinopsidae.
CUGAAGACCCUUGUUGAGAUUGGCCCUAUCUCAUCAGACAGAGCUUCCAUGGAGGAUUUAGAGGAGACCCUCAAAGGGCUGUCGAUUGCGCAGCGUUCAUGUCCAGAGGAGCCCACCUAUUUGCUGCAUGUUGCCCAGCAGCUAUCAGGCCUCCUGGCAGUAUCCUGCUCCGACUUUAACAUCCGUCUUCACAACAAGGAAACUCUGAGCCUAGUUGGAAAGUACCGGGGCCAUCGCGGGCCUCUUUGCGGUCUCAUGUUCGCCCGCAACUCCUCCGAUCUCCUUUAUUCGUGCUCUGCUGACGGCACAGUCCGAGCGUGGGACGUCCGUUGCCCCGGGAAAGAUUCCAUCCAGGUGUUUAAAAGCGAUCCGUCCUACUGCUACUGCAGCUUUGACCUGAACUGCAGCGACACGCUGUUGUGCGCCGGCACGGAGCAAAUGAACGACGAGGACAGCUUUUUGGUCUUCUGGGAUUCUAGAAAACCCGGUGGUGGGAUUCUCGGGGUGUAUUCCGAGUCGCACAGCGAUGACAUCACGCAGACAUGCUUCCAUCCUACAGACAAAGAUCGCCUGGCGUCCGGUUCCACGGAUGGCCUGGUCAAUGUUUUCGAUCUGAGCCGAGGAGGAGAGGACGAGGCCCUGCUGGUCACCUGUAACAGCCACUCCUCGGCGGGUUUGGUGUGCUGGUCGGGAGCCGGUUACAACGAGCUGCUGUGCCUCAGCCACGACGAGGGGCUGCACCUGUGGGACCUGAGUCAGCUGGACACAGACGAACCUCUCACAAUCUUCAGCACGCCCGACGCUCGCGGCCUCACUUUACAGGCCGACGGGGUGGGCGUGGAUUACCUCGUGGGGGCGCGUUGGCUGGAGGAAGCCCAGAAGCUGCUGGUGGUCGGUGGGACAAACAGUGGGGAUCUCCAUUUAAUGGAAUGUGACAGUGGGGGGCUUCAUCUGCUCAGGAGGCUCACGGGUGGUCACAGCGCCAUGGUGCGCUGCUUCCUGUGGGACGCGGCGGGCGAUGCCCUAAUAACUGGGGGAGAGGAUGCUCAGCUGUUGCUGUGGAAACCAGGAGGGAAUCGGCUCGUCACAGGAAAAAAGGAAUCGAUGAAGAGUGAAUCCACCGCAAAACUAAAAUCCAGGCCUCAUAAAAAAAAUGGAAUCCAAAGAGAAAGGAAAGGGAUGUAG